GAGAGAGAAAUUCUGGACACUUUUCACUCUUUUUUUUGUUGUUGUUAAUCGGCUCAGUAAUGAGGAGAGGUACUGAACGGCACCAAAUAUCUGACCUCCAUUCUUGUGUGCAGGCCAGGGAGAGAGAGAGCAUGUGAAAAAGGGGUGGAGGGGAGUUGAGAUUUAGUGGCCUGCCGAAUGAACAACCCCCCACUCACUAACUCGCCGACGGAAGAAAAGAGAGGACUGCUCAUCAUCGCUCGCCUCUUCCGACAAUGAGAUGAAUGCAAGAGCGUUCUGACCGAGAAGAAAGAGUUCCAUCAGUGAAAACCCACAUAGAAGAGCGAAGAUAUAAAAGAACAAAAUGUCACGAACGGACGAAGUCAACAAGAUGACGGAAAAUGUCUAUAAGGGCAUUUUGGACCACUUUAACCCCAGUUUGAAAAAUUUUGUCACAAUGGGCAAACACUAUGAGAAAGCACUCACAGGAGUGACUGUAGCGGCAAAAGGCUACUUUGAUGCUCUGGUCAAGCUGGGAGAGCUGGCUAGCGACAGCCAAGGCUCCAAGGAGUUGGGAGACACAUUGUUUCAGAUGGCUGAAGUCCACAGACAGAUCCAGGUGCAGCUGGAAGAUGUGCUCAAGUUGUUUCAUUCCGAACUGCUGGCCCAGCUGGAGCAGAAGCUGGAACUGGACAUCAAAUACCUCACCGCCACGCUGAAGAAGUACCAGACCGAGCGUCGAACCAAAACCGACUCUAUCGAGCGUUGUCAGUCGCAGCUGAAGAAGCUACGGAGGAAGAGCUUGGGAAGCCGUCACCCUAAUAAAUAUGGUGACCGGGAGAUGCAGUUUGUGGAGUUGAUGAGCCGGCGCCAAGUGGAGCUGGACACGCUGGUCGCUACGGGUUACAGGUCGGCGCUCACCGAAGAGAGGAGGAGAUACUGCUUCCUGGUGGACCGGCAGUGUUGUGUGACCAAGCUGCUCAUCAACUACCAUUGCAAGGUGCGAGAGCUCCUUUCACAGAAACUGUCUUCAUGGCAGCAGUCUUGCACACAGCCGACCAAGCUCCCAGAACGUGCGCUCAACCUGCUCCGUCACACGGCACCGCAGACCUCCGGAGCCGCCGGAAUCGCCGAAGUCCUCCGACAUACCAAGCUAGGCUGCGCUCAGUCGGAGCAGGUCCGAUCGUAUUCGAAAAACUUGAGUUUUCAUUCGAGGAUUGCUGAAAUUGACUCCAAAUUACAGAGGCUGUCAGUUCAAGAAGUCCCGCCUCUGUUAAACGGCGACCGCUCCCAGCAACAACAGCGAGCGGUCACGUCCUCUCAGAACGAGGAAAAUCCUCAGAGCUCUCCCCAGACAUUUCGACAUGUAACCGCCGGCGAAUCCGGCGGCGCGUCCCCUCGGCAAAGGUGCUCCCCUCUCACCGUAUCGGCGGGAGGCGCCCCGGCGGACAGCAGUACCAGCGGAAGUGCCAGCCCGGGAGCGUCCACGCCCACCGGCGCCCAGUCGUCCUCUCUCCUCAUGGCGGCCAACACCAGCAACCUCUCGCCGAGCCUCAUCCCCUCCACAGUCAUGUCGCUUAGCCAGGUGUCCACGAGCGGCGGUUCUUCAGAGGGGGUCACCCUGGCCAUACCGCACAGUGCCCCCCACAGCCCCCCGCUUCCUCACAGCGCCCCGAUGUCUCGGGCCAUGACCCCUGUGCAGCUGCUGCACCAACAGGUGGGACCAGGGGGGAACAACACUCUACCCUCUGCUCACCCGUGGCUGAUGAAGUCUGCUGAAAUGUGCGCCACGGCUACUCUUCCGCUACCCAAGAGGCCCGGCAUUGAAAUGAGACUGGGUGGCUUUCAAGGCCCCAGAAUAGGUGCUCUAUCUGGGCCCACACGCGUGGAGGCCAUAUUCGCUCACUCGCCCGGCACUUCAGAAGUCGGAGGAGGCGGUGCUUCCUUGCUGACAUUCCUGCCCGCCGACAGCAUCACCCUGCUGAUUUCUGAGCCGAGAGACGGCUGGCACUACGGGCAGAAUGAUCGAACCGGACGGAAAGGCUGGUUCCCUUACUCCUAUACCCAGCCACAAUUUAGAACGGAUCACAUUGAGAGGAGAGUCAGCCUUGACCAAACGCCAAAAAGCUCUUUCUUCUUAUCCAAGGCCAACAGUACCAGCAUGAGCCAGCUGGACCAGCUGGUGUCCCCGGCUCUCACCCCUGAGUCAGAGGAGGACCGCUCCCUACCCCCGCAGAGGAUCAGCACUUUUCGACCACGCCCGUACAGCAUGGCCGACACCAACAAGAUCUGUGCACAGUUGGCCGCCUCGCCACCAUCUCCAACUAGGACCAACCCGUUUGCCCACGUUCGUCUCCGAAGAACGGUUACCAACGAUCGUUCGGCCCCCAUCAUCGAGUGAGACCUCCUCUGUUUAGCUUGGAUAAUUGCAUGUAGGCGGAACUGAUCUGUGAUUUAGAAAAUACAUCAAAAUUAUUCUGUAGACAACAAGUGGAUCGGAACCAGGUAAAAAGGAUUGGGUUUUCAAAAUGUAUUUAUUUUUAAGACUUAACUCAUUGGCUGCCAUUGAUGGCGAUAGACGUCCAAUUCAUUUUGACUGGGAGGGCAGCCAACACCGCAGUCAAAUUGGAUUGGACAUCCAUCGCCGUCAAUGGUAGUGAAACAUGAUGACUCGAAACUGAAAUGGAUUUGAUGUCUAGAAAUGUCAGUGGCAGUGAAUGAGUUCAGAGUUACAAUCAAAAAAAUAAUCCAGAAGAGAGGCACUGUUUAGGUGAAUAACUCCAUCUAGUGUUAAAGAUGAGCAGUGCAACAUAAUGUAGGCUGAACUCAAGCUUCUUGUGCGGGCCAUAUUCAGUGAUAUUUUCAUCAUUUACCGUAGUUUGGACACCCUUCCUCUAGAGGAAACAAAUGCUGCGUUCGAGGAAGGUGGGAAGUCGGACUUAUCCCACUCUUUGUGGUCAUAGUUGCGAUCUCAAAGUUUUACAAGCGAAUGUAAACAACAAACAUGGCUGAUCACGACAAGUUGUUUUAUAUUUCGGACAUUAAAACACAUUUUGACCUCCAGAAAACCUGCCUUCUUGUAAGUGAAGGCUAGGCAAAUUCAACUCAAGGCAAUUCAAGGUGCUUUACACCACAUGAAGAUCCACGAGGAGAGCUAAAAUGACUUGUAAAAAUCACAUUAAAUCAAAAGAAAGUUAAAGCAAAGACGACUGAAACCGGAAAUAAAUUGUAUGUAAAAAUCACUUGAAAUCACGAAUAGAAUUUUUAAAAAUUAGGGCUGUCAAAAUUAUCGCGUUAACGGGCAGUAGUUAAUUUUUAAAUUAAUCACCUUAAAAUAUUUGACGCAUUUAACGCACAUGCCCUGCUUAAACAGAUUAAAAUGACAGCAGUGUCAUGUGCACUUGUUACUUGUGUUUUUUGGGUGUUUUUGUCGCCCUCUGCUGGCGCUUGGGUUCGACUGAUUUUAUGGGUUUAAGCACCAUGAGCAUUGUGUACCGUAAUUAUUGACAUCAACAAUGGCGAGCUACGAGUUUCUUUUUUGAUUGAAAAUUUGACAAAUUUUAUUAAAACGAAAACAUUAAGAGGGGUUUUAAUGUAAAAUUUCUAUAACUUGUGCUAACAUUUAUCUUUUAAGAACUACAAGUCUUUCUAUCCAUGGAUCGCUUUAACAGAAUGUUAAUAAUGUUAAUGCCAUCUUGUUGAUUUAUUGUUAUAAUAAACAAAUACAGUACAUAUGUGUUGAAUGUAUAUAUCCGUCUUGUGGCCUAUCUUUCCAUUCCAACAAUAAUUUACAGAAAAAUAUGGCAUAUUUUAUAGAUGGUUUGAAUUGCGAUUAAUUACGAUUAAUUAAUUUUUAAGCUGUGAUUAACUCGAUUAAAAAUUUUAAUCAUUUGACAGCCCUAAAAAAUAUAAUACUUGAAAUCAGAAAUGAAAUUAAAGCAGAAAAGGAAUAAAAAGUAAACAGCUUUAAGUUUGAAAUUUGUAGACAAUUAUGAAUAUGCUAUGAUAAAUAAAAGUGUUUUUAGCCCUGAUUUAAAGGAGCUAACAGAUUUAGCACACUUUAGACCUUCAGGUAAUUUGUUCCAGAGGAGAGGAGCACUACACAAUAACUAAAUGCUGCCUAACAACUGCUUGGUUCUCGUCCUUGGAACAUACAGGAGACAGGUUCCAGACGACCUUAGGGGUCUCGAUGUUUUAUAUGGAUCCAACAAAUCAAGCAUGUAUUUUGGUCCAAGGCCAUUAAGUGUUUUGUUGACGAGCAGUUGUAUUUUAUAGUCUGUCCUUUGACUCACUGGAAGCCAGUGUAAUGAUUUCAAAACCGAUGUAAUGUGGACUUAGGGUUGGGCAUCGUUUGAAAUUGAACGAUUCCGGUUCCGAACGAUUCUUGAUUCCAAUUCUUUUAAGAGGCAGGGUAAAAAAAAAAUGCAGGGUUGAAAAAUUUUUCUUUUCUAUGCUUUUUUAAAUAAAGAAAAUGAACUUCUCACGGGGCUAAUUUUAACUUUAAAUAUAAUAAUAUAUAAAAAUUAGGGCUGUCAAAUUUAUCGCAUUAACGGGCUAUAAUUAAUUUUUUAAAUUAAUCACGUUAAAAUAUUUAACGCAUUUAACGCAUGCGCAGAACGACCCACUCGCGCAUUGUCGCAAACAGACUACAAUGGCGCUGUUUUACGUAUAUACAGAGCUAAGAGGCAGCGUCAAGUGAGUGGAGUAGAUACAAGCUCUCAUUAGGGCCAUACUUUUACUAGGCAAAAGCUUUGACAGCUCGGUUGGUUCUGACUGAUGGUUUCCGAUUGAGACAAAGAAAUCCCUAUCAUGUAAAUAAGAUGUGAACCAGUAAAAAACAGUUUCAGUGAGCCCUAACCACUUUUCCAAUCUGCUGAGUAGUAUGUUGCGAUCAACUGUGUCAUAUUCCGACGAAUAUCAUUUAGGACUUUGAUCAGCAUGGUGGAGAAAAAAAGUGGAGAUAAAAAUGACGGUUGAGAUUAAUAGCACACACUGUAACUGCCUGCUUCAGUUACAUCUAAGGGUGUAACGGUACAUGUAUUUGUAUUGAACCAUUUCGGUACGUGGUGCUCGGUUCGGAACGGAGGCGUACCGAACGAGUUUCUGACGUAAUGUAACCCUUACUUUUCGAGGCUGUGAGUCGAUCGGGUUAUAGUUUCUUUGUGUAGAUUAUAUUUACUCCAUCUUCUCUACUAUAAUGAGGACCAACACAGUAGGACAGUAUAACCCAGAAACGUCAACGGCGCGACAUCGUGGCAACCGCGAGAGCGCAGUAAAACGCGGGCGUUAAAGUCAAUCAGCCAAUGCACACCAGUCGCAGUGCGGCCGCGUGUUAGACGCGUCCCAGAAGCGGCUCAAUGCGACGCACGCGAGAAGAACGGCAGAGUUUAUUAUUUGACGCGAGACGCAACCCUCCUGCGUCAGUACUACUACCGAUAGCUAGGAUGGGCAGACCGGAAGUCACUCCUGUAAAAAUACGGUGGAACCGAUCGAUUUUCAAACUAAUAUGCAAUCGUUACCCACUUUUUGAGUCCCAUCAGAUCUCUUGAGUGGUAGAUCGGGGCACAGUUGACUUGCCUUUGUUGAUUUACUGCUGUCUACUCUGCUAUAAUAAUAACCAACACCGUGUUCAAUACAAAACCCUCCUACCACAACAAAAGUAGGAAUUAAUAUUCACAUAGGAACUAAAGUUAUACAACAUAAAAUCUACAAUAUAAAUGAAUACUACAUCACAUUUGUAAAAUAUAAACACAUAAUAAAAUAAAUAAUAGCCCAUUUAAAUAAAUUGAAAUGAGCUAAAACACCUGUAAUUAAAUAAUAAGUAUAAUAAACAGAUCCUGCUUACACAAUUAAAUUGAUGAAUUUCUGUGUGGCGCUUUAACUUGAGAAAAUCCACCAAUAAAGCUUUUGAAAACCGUUCAUAAGAGAAAAAAAAUGAUUCAUUGAGGCAUUUCAUUUGUAAAAUAUAUGUAAAAUCUCUGUAAUUGGGAUUGCUUUUAUCUUUAGCACUUUUUUCUUCUUUCAGAAAAAAAGCUGACCAAUACGCGGGGUCUGAAAGGCAAAUUGUUGUUGGAUUAUCUUUAAAUACCCGCUACUUUUUGAGCAGAAUUGUAGCUUUGUAUAGGCUAAUGUUCCUCUUGUUGAAAGCACAAGUAAUAAACAACUAGCACAUUUAUAUUUUGCAUUGUUUUCUUACUGUACCGAAAAUGAACCGAACCGUGACCUCAAAACUGACGUACGUACCGAACUGAGAUUUUUGUGUACUGUUACACCGUUUUCCGAAAUUUCCAGGUUCGCGGUGAAUUAGUAACAGGCACACUUUUGCUCAAUAGACGAUGUUUAUUGAUUAGAAAAUGCAGAAUAAAUGAGAUUUAUUGAUUACAAUCCCACAAGAGCAAGCAAACAAGUAUCAACAAAUGUCAACGAUGACACUAGACUUGAGCUUGUCAACCCCAGAAUCCCUGCGUUACCGUUACAGCAAAACAAAAUGUCCCUUUAGCAAUGAAAAUCGCUUACCGUGGCAAGUGAGUGGGAAGCCAGCAACACUCCAGUAAAGCGGCAAAGGGACAAAGCCAGGCGAUCCGUACGUGACCCGCUGGCGGACCUCACGGGUCACGCGGAAAUGUCCGGUUUUGUAAGGACGCACCCCUCGGAGGCGGAGAGGCCAACUUCCGAUCACAAACAUUUAAGCUACUUUUGGUUCAGCCACCUUGAAAAAGGGCUUUUCACAGGGGACAAAUGAGCUGUGCUGCAACAGAUGCCAACAAAUGGUAAAUAUUAUGGGUGCAAAACAAGUUAUCUCUAUGGGACCCAGGCGUGUAGUAAAACAAUACUAUGGUGCAAAACAAGUUAUCUCGUGAGAUUCUCAAGCGCGUCUCCUAACUAUGGGAACAAGGUGAAGAACAAUAGAAGUUGUUAGAAUCUAUAUCACAGAAGCAAUCAUACAUCACAAAAGCAUAAUGUAAUAUUUUCCCCCAUCACACCCCUAGUACAUCCUUGCUGAAAGUCAAUAUGAAAAAUAUGUAUGAAUUCAUUAAGCUAAUUCAGUGUAUGAGGGAAAAAUACAAGGAUUGUCUAAGAAACUUAAUUUAACUUGUGUUAUCAAUACAUUGAUUUAAGCGCCAUUUUGUCGAGUGACGUCAGAUUGAAGCAACUCGUGAAGUUGCACCCCCCCCCCCCCCCCCCGACUUCGCGACUAGGAUCGCCCAGUUCGUUCCUCGAAUGCAGCAUAAUAUUAAGAAAAUUUGGCUUUUUUUGUUUGUUUUUUGCUGUACGUAUAUGAUCCAUCUGCUGUAAUCAACAUUUUAGACUAGUGAUCUUGAAUUUUUGGUUUUCUUGCCUCAAAAGAAAAAGUGCUUAUAACUCAGUGAUUUUAAUGCAGGACUGGCUCCUAUGUUACAUCUUGAUAUAUAUUUGAGUAUUGUGCCAAGUACUGUAAUUGUUACCUUAGCUUCUAUAGUUUUAAUGUACUGCUUUUAGGUGUAGUUUUGUGUAAAUUUUAUGAUUUGACACAAGUUUUCGAGUGUGCAAGUGAAGGUUAGGACACGUUUAGGCCAGUAGUCAACAAUGUGCUGCUGUUUCGAUGUUACAAAUCACCCGUGUUGAUGUAGAUUGAAAAGAAAAUGACAUUUUUGUUUAAAAAAUAUCUUCCAAAAAAAAGCUGAUUUUUAUGAUUUUUUGUGAGGUAAACUUGACAUGUAAUUAAUCUGUGAAUUGUAGGUCACUGAUGAUUUUUUCCCAUGAGUUAAAAAAACACAAAUGAGGACUGUAACGUUUAAACGUUGACAUCUGGACUGCGGGGGUGGUUUUAUUUUGAAAGGUUGUUUUUCUUAAAUGAAAAAGAAAGUUGCAGACAGGAAGUUUGAAGAGGUUUAUUUUCAUUUAUGGAUGCUUUUGAUCCUUUUUCAGUCCCCAGUAUAAUCAUCACGAGGGUAGGACAGAUGAAAAAUGUGUAUAUUGUAUGGAUAAAAGUUUAUCGGGAAGUGCCUGAGAAGGUUUACGGGAAAGUUGAGGAAAGCCAAGCGUGUGAUGACUUGCCUUUUAGUAGCCAAAAUGGGAGGAAAUUUUGUGUUUGUAAAGUUUAGGCUAAUGUGAUUUUUUUUGUAGUCCCUUAAGGGAUGAUGAAAAAUAAUGAAGCAAAAUUUUUCGCAUUGUGAGCUAACGUGUUUUCACUUUGGUAGUUGGAUUUCUGUAUCUUGUAGAUAGUGAUUUAACUAAUUGGCUGCCAUUGACGGCGCGAGACGCCCAUUCCAUUUCGACUGGGAGGGGUGUUUACAAUGGAUUACUAAGGAACUAUACUAAUACUUAAAAAUUAAUCCAUUUCCACUGGGAAGACUGACAGAAAUAGACAUUAUUACUAUGUUAUUACAAUGUAAUUACUAUGGAACCUCACCCCUCCCAGCCAAAAUGGAUUGGAUGUCUCGUGACGUCAAUGGCACUGAAAGAUGAGCAUUCAUAGCUAAUCGUGACAGUUUGAAUGAACUGGAUGUCUGUUGCGGUCUAUGGCAGGCAAUGUUAGAAGCUAAUAAAUUCUCAUAAAAUCUAUUUUAGUGUUGAUGGGGUUCAUGAGCGGAGUUUUUUUUUUUUAAAUUCAUUUUGAUAUUUUAUUUUCAAAUUAAGAUGUUAUAAAUUUGUUUAUAAAUAAUAUAAAAAAUACCAUACUUGUUCAUUUAAAAGGUAUGAUCAUUGAUCAUAUACAAUAUAUAUAUAUAUAUUUUUUAAAAUCCCACCUACUUUUCCUAAUGUAUUUUUUUCAUGGGAUGACACGUACUGUUCCAUGAUGAAAAUGCAAGCAACAUGUUCUAAAGAUAUUGUAAAACUCUACUACCAAAGUGAAAUGUAUUCACACUAGCUAUGUGAAAUUUAUACUGUAAAAAAAACAUUGUUUCCUAACAUGAUAAAAACUGACAUUGUGUGAAAUAAAACAAAGUCUGUGACGAAAACGUCUUCUGUGUUCAUUCAAGGUGUAGCUCUGUUAAUAAAUAGAUACAGUAAUGUGAAAAAAAUUAGGGCACCCUGUGUGUUUUCCA
Molecule: messenger RNA, 9008 nt
Organism: Corythoichthys intestinalis (scribbled pipefish)
Lineage: Eukaryota; Metazoa; Chordata; Actinopteri; Syngnathiformes; Syngnathidae
Exons: 14
Coding region: 344-2380 (678 amino acids)
Biological process (GO): plasma membrane organization; actin filament bundle assembly; actin crosslink formation
Cellular component (GO): nucleoplasm; cytosol
Molecular function (GO): protein binding; cytoskeletal adaptor activity
Source: RefSeq, a predicted model, not a curated record